This is a messenger RNA of Dentiscutata erythropus, 473 nucleotides long. Lineage: Eukaryota; Fungi; Glomeromycota; Glomeromycetes; Diversisporales; Gigasporaceae. The record is from the annotation of a GenBank genome assembly.
GUAUUGGAGCUCAUUUAAUGGAAGAACCAGAAAUUGUCAGAGAUAUGAUUAGAACGAUUAAAGGUAGUGGAUUGAAUAUACCGAUUUCUAUAAAGAUUAGAAUUCAUAAUGAUUUAAAAAAAACUCACGAAUUUGUAAAACGUGCGGAAGUCGCUGGAUUAGAUUUCAUAACUGUCCAUGGUAGAACGCGUCGUGCAAAAUCAUCUUCACCCGUCAAUGUUAUGGCAAUAAAAUUAUGUAAAGAAUCAAUAAAUAUUCCAUUAAUAGCUAAUGGUGAUGUGUUUUCAUUAAAAGAUGCAGAUAAAUUAUACGAGGUUACCAAGUGUGAUGGAGUUAUGAGUGCAAGAGGUUUAUUAAAGAAUCCUACACUUUUCACGGGACUUGAAUAUACAUCUUGGAAUUGUAUAGAGAAAUUUGUUAAACUUUCUAUUGCUUAUGGAACAAAUCAUUUCAUUUUUCAUCAUCAUUUGUGA